UGCAAAAAAAAUGCGAAAACAGAAGCAAAGGCUGGACUAACGUGCGAGUCAAUCCGUGCCAAUGGCAACAAAAGCGCUGCUGAGCUGAGAUGCGAACAAACCGGCCGGUAUUACAGGUGGCAGACGGCAUGCAUCUUGGAGGAAGACAGUCGUUUUAUCCGAAGGUCUAUAAAAUAGUCAGAACUGCUCUAUAAGUUGAUAUGGAGGAUAGGGAAGUGAAGCCAUAACUUGAAGUGCACAAAGCCACAUCGAAAUAAUCUUAAAAAGCGAUGAAGUAGCGGAGGACACCAAGAAUGAGACGCUCUGAAGUCCAGACGGAGAAAAGCGCAGCGGUGAUGAAGAACUGCGCUGCAAACGUAUAAAAGGAAAGAUCGCCGGCGUCUCCAGUCUCGCACUAAGAGUAAGUCAGCCGAAGAAAAGAGAGACGUAAAUGUUUACAAAGUGCGCCUAGUUUUGUCGUAGAAGUGAAGUGAUUUUCCUGUCGCCGUGAAGAAGAAAGUUUGCCUGAAGUACAAGGAGACAUGGCUUCGGAAGAACCCGCCGGUUUGGCUAAAUCUGCGGCCGUGAAAUUAUCGGAGAUGAGCGAAAGAACUAAACAGCUAGGCACGGCUAUGCAAGACCCCAAUCGACAAAGAAGGAUUAUUUUAGUAAUUGUAUGCGUGGCUCUUUUGUUAGAUAAUAUGCUCUAUAUGGUUAUUGUGCCGAUUAUACCAGACUACCUUGCUGAUCUACAGAAUGAAAAGUCAAAGCACGUCCAUGCACCUCUGCGCCCCAAUUCUUCAAUCAACGCCACAACCUAUGUCUCCAAAGAUAACUUAGACAUACAAAUAGGAGUUCUGUUUGCAUCGAAAGCUAUCCUGCAGUUAUUAGUUAACCCUUUGUCGGGAACCUUCAUUGACAGAGUUGGAUACGACAUCCCGCUUUUAAUCGGACUCACUGUUAUGUUCUUCUCCACUUGCAUAUUUGCCUUUGCCGAAAAUUACGCGACCCUGUUCAUGGCGCGUAGCCUUCAGGGUCUGGGAUCAGCCUUCGCAGACACGUCGGGAAUUGCCAUGAUUGCGGACAAAUACACGGAAGAGGCUGAGCGGAGCAGAGCCCUGGGAAUCGCGCUGGCCUUCAUCUCCUUCGGCAGCCUGGUGGCGCCUCCUUUCGGCGGUGUCCUGUACGAAUUUGCGGGUAAACGGGUGCCAUUCAUUGUGCUUGCGUGCGUCUGCUUAGUCGACGGGAUUCUGCUCUUAACUGUAAUAAAACCCUUUUCUAAUAGGACUAGAGAGAACAUGCCGGUGGGCACCCCCAUUUACAGACUCAUGAUUGAUCCCUAUAUAGCCGUUGUAGCCGGAGCUUUGACAGUGUGUAAUAUCCCUCUGGCCUUCUUGGAACCCACCAUAGCCAACUGGAUGGAGAGCACCAUGAAUGCCACACAGUGGGAGAUGGGACUGACGUGGUUGCCAGCAUUUUUCCCGCAUGUCCUUGGUGUAUACAUUACUGUAAAACUGGCUGCCCAAUAUCCUAAUUUGCAGUGGUUUUACGGCGCCGUCGGUAUGGUUAUAAUCGGCGCCAGCUCCUGCACUGUACCGGCUUGCAAAAACUUCGGAGAGUUAAUCGCCCCGCUGUGCGGUAUCUGCUUCGGCAUCGCUUUGGUGGACACCGCUCUCCUGCCCACGCUGGCCUUUCUGGUCGAUGUGCGGCACGUCUCCGUUUAUGGCAGCGUCUACGCCAUCGCGGACAUCUCCUACUCCGUGGCGUACGCCAUGGGUCCCAUCGUGGCCGGGCAGAUCGUCCAUUACCUGGGGUUUGUCCAGCUUAACUUGGGCAUGGGCCUCGUCAAUGUGCUGUACGCGCCCGCUCUCCUCCUCCUCAGAAACGUGUGCCAGAUGAAACCCUCCUAUUCAGAGAGAAAUGUUCUUCUUGAAGAAGGACCACAGGGACUGUAUGAUACCAUAAAGAUGGAAGAGCGCAAAUGCAAGAGAAAGGGCUAUAGCACAUCUGGCAACUACAUGGCUGGAAAUGAAAACGGCAUUGACGAUUUUACGGGACAGGCACAGUCAUAUUCUGAGGAGGAAUUAUCAGGCCCUGAAUUCAGUUAAAAGUAACUCUCUAAAUGAUUCAGCAUACGUUCUCUUUGGUGACUGCAAUCGACUAUACCUAAAAUACAAAAAUAGGCACACUUGCCAUGUAACGUACUAAUGUGCAAUAUACCUUACCACCUAAUCAUGAUCGUGUAACCAGUUCUUUCAGUUUUGGAAAUUAUUUUAAGCAGUUUGAUUUUUAUUGAUUUUAUUGUAUCUGAACAAAUUUAGAGUCAAAUGUUUAAUCGUAUAUAUGUAUAUAAGUAUUGUGAACGGUUAUCGGUUAUUGGAAACUGUAUCAAAAAUUAUUGUAUAGACAUGUAAAAAGGUAAAUACGUAAAUGUAUUAAAAAAAAACUAUAUUUGCAUAAUCAGGGAAUCCCGCCUAAAUAAAUUUCUGAGGCUGUUUACGGUGACUGUUUUCGUAUACAGGGAUUAGAUGUAUUUUUCUUUACAUUAUAUGCUAUGUAACAAUAUACGUUAUUUGCUGGUAUUGUCAACAUGCAAUGUGUCAUUAAAAAGCCUUGCAUUAAAA
Molecule: messenger RNA, 2603 nt
Organism: Brienomyrus brachyistius
Lineage: Eukaryota; Metazoa; Chordata; Actinopteri; Osteoglossiformes; Mormyridae
Gene: slc18a3a
Product: solute carrier family 18 member 3a
Exons: 1
Coding region: 522-2087 (521 amino acids)
Biological process (GO): chemical synaptic transmission; transmembrane transport; xenobiotic transport
Cellular component (GO): membrane; terminal bouton; AP-1 adaptor complex
Molecular function (GO): xenobiotic transmembrane transporter activity; acetylcholine transmembrane transporter activity
Source: RefSeq, a predicted model, not a curated record